ACAACACACUAUACUGUGCAAUUAGAGUAAAUUAGCAGCUGUCAUAUCGCCACUUAUCAUUUUUCUAUCUUCAAUAUAUAUAUAUAUAUAUAUAUAUAUAUAUGUUUUUAUGUGUGAUUGUUUAUCUUUCAUCUAAACAAAAAUUUCAAAUUGUAGAAGGUUUUCAAUCAACCUCUUGGCAAGAUGUCUCAUGAAUUCUUAUAUCAAGAAAUUUAUGGCGAUGAUGAAAAAACCAAACGUUUUAUCAAAUUAGAUCAUCACCAAGUACCAAAACGAAGUAAUUCGAUUAUGAAAUAUGGGACCAAUCUGUUCGAUUUCAAGUCAUUUUUAAAAGAAAUUUUUUUACCGCAAGGAUUUCCUCACAGUGUACAUCCUGAUUACAUACCUUAUCAAAUAUCAGAUACCAUACAGGCAUUCGCGAGUACUAUUCUGGGUACUUUAACUACUCAUUCGAUUCUUCAAAGCGUAGGAGUGGGAGAAUCAACAGCUACUGCUUCUGCCGCUGCGAUUUCUUGGAUUCUAAAAGAUGGAACCGGGAUGAUUGGUCGAAUUUUAUUUACUUGGUGGAAAAGUACAGAAUUGGACGCUCAAUGUAAAAAAUGGAGACUUACAGCAGAUAUAUUGAAUGAUUUAGCGAUGGGAAUUGAACUUAUUUUGCCUUACACGCCUUCAUCUGUAGUGACGAUAUUACUUUGUCUCUCUACUGCAAUGAAGUCAAUCGUUGGAGUUGCUGGUGGAGCAACAAGAGCUGCUUUAACGCAACAUCAAGCAUUAGUGGGUAAUUUAGCUGAUGUAUCAGCCAAAGAUGGUAGUCAAGAAACUUUCAUUAAUCUUAUUGGAUCUUUUGUUGGUAUUUUUAUUCUUACAUAUAUUCCAAACGCAUAUUUAAUUGAAAUGUAUAUAUUGCUGGUAACUAUUCAUAUUUAUGCCAAUUAUUCUGCUGUUAAAGCAUUGACGCUUGAUUCGUUAAAUGAAAACAGAUUGAUUUUGCUGCUUGAUAAUUACAUUGUUGACGGUACUAUUCAUAAUACAAAAACAAUCAAUCAUCAAGAACCGAUAUUAUUCUUCAACAACAUAAAUAAAAAAUAUUGUGGUUUCGAUAUUAAGUUAGGAGUUUCACUUUCUACUAUUUUACAAAGUAAUUCGAUGAAUUUUGUUGAAUAUGUGACACAACUAUUGAAUCACUUUUGCAAAAAGACAUUUUUAAUUAUACCGGACGCAAAAAAAAAAGUUAUUUAUGUUAUUUUAAAGAAAAAUGUUCAGUCAGUUGAUAUUUUUCAAGCGUACUUUAAUGCGUAUAUUUAUGGGAAAUUUAUGAGUUUGAAGUUAGAGAGACAGACACGUAAAAUUGAUAUGAUGAAAUCGCCCAACACGGGUUUUUUGAAUAAACUAUAUACUCUUUCCAAAAGCGAUGUAUUUAAUGAUGACAAAAGUCAAUUAGCUUGGAAAACAAUACUUUCAAUAGAUACUUUAAUCAAUGAGGAAUUUGAACACUGGUAUGGAUCACUCAAAAAAAGUGAAUGGAAAAAUGAUACAAAUCUUUUGCCCAUAAACAAUUGGCGAGGAAAAUGGGAUAUUUAAGCAAUUACAUGAAUAGUUUUUGAUAAAGCUGAAAUGAAAAUACAAUAAAAAAAUUUCUAUAAGGUAAGGGGCCCAGUUUCUGAUCUUUUUAGAGUGCCGGUUGGAGUUAUACUAUAACAAUUAAUGUAAGAUUUAAUUUACUGAGAAAAAUAAUAAUUCUAUCGACUAGUUUAUGAUUCGUCAAAUAAAUUCAUGCGCGUAAAAUAAUUAUUUGAAUUUAAUUAAUAAUUUAAAUUGACGUUUUAAAAUUGACAUUCAGAGACUUAGUUUCUGACCCUCUGAAUUUUUCAGGUCACAGUUUCUGACCCUCACAGUGGCCUAGUUUCUGACCUUCAAAUUACACAAACCAUGAUUGGGUUAUGAAGAACUUAUCAAGUUUCAAUAAACUAAAACUAUUAUUUAGAUAAAUUAUUUAAAUAUUUUUUUUAACAAAAACAUAAUUUUUCAAUAUUUAAAAUGUAAAUAAUUAAAGUCACUUUGGCUAGCGCCUGUUCUCAUUAUUUUUCAUCGUAGCUCGUUGUCUUUUUUUUUUUAACUCUUGAAUAAAAAAACAAUAAAGAAAUUAAUUUUGUCAUAAUAAAAAUAUUAUUCAACUAAAAGAGUCAAAGCAAUUUAGAUACUAUCGAAGUUGACAUUAUUUUUACAAUAAUUUUAUCACUCCAAGAAUGUGUACUUUCAAAAUCUAAUUAUGACCUUUCGUUAUGAAUAACAGUAGAAAAUAAUUUAAGAAAAUUGUAAAUAUUGCUAUUUUUACAUUUUAUAGCCAUGUAAUUAAACAGAUAAUCUGGCUCGCAGUAAGUUAUAAUUUUAGGGCCAACAACUUUACCAUACCUUUAAAAUAGAGCCUAGUUAUUGACCCUUAAAUUUCAACAACAAAACUCAUUUUAAUAUGUUUUAUAAAUGUAUUAAAAUAAAUUUUAAUUAAAUAUUGAUCUAUCUAUCUAUUUUUAGUUAAAUUUUUUUACUUACAUGAUAAUUAAUGCACAGAUUCAAUCGUCGUACCUCCUAACGUAAACUGUUUAGACUUCACUUAAAAAAUGGCUUCCUCAGCCACUUAUGGCUAAAAUAUUUGUUUUUAUUCAGUUAAGAUUUUCUAUGUUUUUUAAAUUGCCAUUAAUUAGGCUCAGAAUAAAUUACAAUAAAUUAAGAAAAAAGUUGAAAAGGUCAGAAACUGGGCCAGGGUCAAUAACUGGGUCUUUUACCUUAUAAGGUUGAAGUACUAUUUGUGGCCACUGCUCCAUUUUUGAACAUUUAAUAAUUCAUUGUAGUUAAUAAGAAAUGAAAAAAAAAUUUCCAUUCUAAUACAGUAAUUAAAAUAUCUUUGAACGAAUUAAAAAAAUUAAUUGUUAUUGCGUACAUUGAAAUUAUUUUACUAACCGUUAAAAUUUUUCAAGUGGCCAAAACUGGCCUUAAAGUGGCCAAAAACGGUACCUCUACCCUAUCCGAAUUUUUCAAGACGGUAAUAUUUAGUGACAAGUAUCUCUUUCGAUUCAAGUGUCUAUCUCUAUUAUUUCUAUACCAACAAUGAUUCGAUUUUUUAUUUUCUAAAUUUUAUAAAUAUAUUUCAAAAAUCUACAAUGAAAAAUCAUACAAUAAAUUAUUUAAUAAAUAUUUUAUUUUCGUAUCACGA
Microplitis mediator is the source of this 3211-nucleotide messenger RNA. RefSeq names its product RUS family member 1. Lineage: Eukaryota; Metazoa; Arthropoda; Insecta; Hymenoptera; Braconidae. The record is from RefSeq and is a predicted model, not a curated record. The transcript is spliced from 7 exons. The coding region runs from base 184 to 1581 and encodes 465 amino acids.